Messenger RNA from Penicillium daleae, 2148 nucleotides. RefSeq lists its product as uncharacterized. The transcript has 3 exons. Lineage: Eukaryota; Fungi; Ascomycota; Eurotiomycetes; Eurotiales; Aspergillaceae. The record is from RefSeq and is a predicted model, not a curated record. The coding region runs from base 1 to 2148 and encodes 715 amino acids.
AUGCCUCACCAUCACGAUCCCGACCUGGUGAUGAGGCACUCCGUGGUUCGACGGGAGGUCAUCCCGCCCCUUCGACUUCCGCUGCUCGUGCCCACGACCACCACGUUGCCGGGUGCUGGCCUCCCCUCGUUGGUGGCAAGAGCACCGAGCUCCUCAGAAACGACUGGAACCUCAAGCUGUAGCAACGGCGGAAGCUGCGAAAAGCCUACGAGUAACCUGACAACGACGGUGCUACCGGUCGUGCUAGGUGCUGGUGUUCCCGUUAUAUGUGCCAUUGUGGUUCUGAUAAUCCUGCACCGAAGACACGUGAAGAAGUUGAGGCAUGAGGAUGCAAUGGAUAAGCAUAAAUCCCUGGAUUUCGGUAUGGAUAUGGUGGGAUCUGGUGCAAGAAAGCCGAGGAGACUGCCCAAUGGAUUGCAAGCAGAGAUGAUGGAACCGAACCAUUCAAAGGGCAUGUCUCUCGAUGUCAGCCCGUAUUUGAUGCCACCUGGUCUCCAAGGCUCCCGAGAAUCUUUGCACUCGCUCUCUCGAUCGAUUGAUGAUGACAAGUACCGCCCGGCGGUCUUUGGCGCCCAAGACAACGGCUCUGUUCGGUCGUUCCCUCGAAACCGCGGUGAUGAUGGAUCGAGCCUGGGAGGUUCCACCCGUCAUGGAUACGGAGGUGUCGAAGAUUCCAACUCGGGUCUUCUGCGGAAUGCUCAGCGGAUGUCCCGCUCAUCCCCUCCUCGCUAUGAGAGCCCCCCUGGAGAACAUAUGCCGCAGCGUCCUCCGCCAGCCCACCACCAAGACAACUAUGGCCCAGGGCCCGGGCUGUCCCCAGCACCAGCUGAGCAGGAUGAGCAUGCCAUGGCGAUUGGCAGUGCUACGGCCGACCACAGCCAGUCUCUUAACCGGGCGGCGUCACCCCCUGAGCCUCAAUUCCACCUGAACAACAACCUCAUGUCCGAGCUGCACUUUGAGAUCGAGCCCCCAAUUGGCCAUGCCAGUACCUCGCCCCAUGAAGAACGCCUGAACUUCCCGCUCCCUGAUCACAACCAGGAGCAUGUACCGCACGCGCAAACUUCGUCUACCAUGCAAUUACCUCGCAUCUCCCUGCCCGCCAGUGAUAUUACCACCAGUGAUUACGGUGACGAACGCAAGCCGGAGCUGACGAUCAACGUUCAAGCCGCGGAAGACAACCAGCCCCAUCAUGACAACCAGCAGCCCGAGCUGCACGAAGAAACCCAGCAGAACCUUGAUAUCGCCUUUGAUCACAACAACCGCCGCGACACCCGCCGGCUGACUCUCGGUGUGCGCCCCCUGCCGCCAGAGGACCCGGCGGACAACCCCGAGCAGCGUGCCAACCGUAUCCGUUCCUUCUAUAAGGAGUACUUUGACGAUAGUAAACGGGAGACCACCUACUACGAAGACUAUGGUCCCGAGUUUUACGACAGCGGUUAUGCCUACGACCCAACUACUGGCGAUUAUUUCGAUGCAGCUGCCCCCCCUGCUGCUCCUUACGCGGAGCCCAUUGGUCGUCGUGCCAUGACCCCUCCUCCCCGUGCUCCGCCUCGCUUCCAGGGUGCUGCUCGCCAUAUGGCCACUAACUCGGCUGGCUACAAUGGUUUCGGUGGCCCGGGUCCGCGUGCGUUCUCAUCAGCUUCGGGCCGGAUUCCCGGCCCUCGUGGUGGUCCCCGGAAGCCCAUGCCUCCGCCAGCACCUCUCCAAGUACUCCCGACUCCUCACAUGUUGAAGGAUGAUUCUUUCCUCAUGGCCGCAGAUUUUGCUCCUGCCCAUGGUUUCCGUGAUCGACGUGAAGGUCGUCCCGAGACUCCUACCGGUGGCUCAAGGCCGUACAGCCCAGCUAUCCGAGCCCAUACUCCGCUUAUUUCGGCGUUUGAUGAGCUUGCUGUAAUUCCCAGCCCUCACGCCUUGCGGAAAUCUGGCACAUACACGAGUCUGGACUUUGCACCCCCACCCCGGUUCAAGAACAGCGACACUGCCAGCGAUGCUGGCAGUAUCCGCAGCAACCGCACGGGCAUCUCCAACACCCACAUGAACAACAUUCGCAUGGGCAACUAUCGUGUAAGCCGGUUGCCAACUGACAUGGUCGGCACCAAGGACGACAUGAUGACCAGUCUGCGCCCAGAAUGGGGCAUGAACCGAUAA